CGGGCAUGGAGGCCCCGGAGGGAAGCGGGGGCCCCGGAGAGAAACGGGGGCCAAUGACAUCCACGCCCAAAGAGCACCAUCCUCCUCCGGGCCUCCCCGACCGAACUGAUUCAGCAACAUCUUUAGAUAGUGACAGCUCAGGAGAAGACUGGCUUAUAAAAGUUUGCUGUCCAAAAGCCCGGCAUCGAUAUCGUAGAUACGCCCAAGCAAAAAAGCCUACAAAGACUGGAUUCUCACAUUUGGAUAAAGAAGAGGAUUUUAUAGCGCUUGCAGAAUGGAUGCCUAUUACACCUUACCAGGUCUAUCCUGGAGUGCCAAGGCAGGAAAGUACAGACUUGGAGUGGCUCAUAAGACUUCGCUGUCCAAGGGCCCAAAUGGAGCAGAUGAGGGCGGAGCGAAAACAAUCUCUUCCAGCAGUUUCUACACCCUUGAGUAGAUCACCCAGCAAGGCUGGCAGAAGUAUUCAACCUGGAGGGACCAAAGAUUCUGAAAACUGGCUGAAACAUUUUUCCAUUGCGCAGGCUAUAGUUAAUGAAAGACAGGAUGUUGUUGGUUCCACCCAGGCCCUGCUGGAAAAAGAGAACUGCUUUGUGAGGGAAGUAGACAGGUAUUUGAAGCACAAUGAUUUCUUAGCUCUAAGGAGGAGGGAAAUGCUGUACAAGAAGUGGUUUGAGAAUGUUUCAAGCCCGCUACUACAGAAAAUUCAGGACAAAGUUGACAACCAGUCAAGUGAAGAAAUAGAGGAAAGGAAGCGAAAGCAGCUCUCCCUUUAUCUAAACUACUGUAAUAAGAAGGGCAGUGCAUUUUUAGAAAGCUAUAAUACUUCCUCCUAUGAUCCUUUCUUUCUGAAGUGUUCUACAGACACUUGCAAGGUUUCAGUUCCACCUUUAUACGAUCCCUUGUUAAAGGAGAUACGAGAAAGAUACCUUGAGGCUGGCAUUAUUCAGCAGUGUGACACAGGAAAAGUAUUUUCCUCCAAAGAGAUGAAUGAGCUCCAUAAGGCAGAACUGCCACUCCUUCCGUUGAGUCGGCAACUUAUGAAUCCAAUAGAGUGGUUAAAAAUUCCAGCUGGGUACAUAGAAAGUGAGAGUCGUCAAAAGAGCCGGAAGGCACAUAUGAGAGCUAGGGAAGGUAAAGAGCAAGCGAGAACACGAAAGAAGAACAAUAUCCUAGCCAGGAGCCCUGAGAGGAACCUGCUCCCCAGUCUGAAGCACGGACUGGUCUUGGCCUAACCCCACUCCUCCUGCCAGCAUUAUAGCCAUCUGCCUUCUAAGACGAGGGAAGGAGAUGGCCCACUGAAGAUGAUUUUCCAACCACUCCACCCCUAAUAGAAUAGCUAUGUGUUGUUCACCGGUGUAUCUACACAUUAACAAGGUUUUGUUCUCAAUGUCAAUGAAGUGGAAAGGGAAUGUUAGAGUACUGGUCCGUUUGCCAUUUUACAUUUUAUUUUGAGUGUCACACAGUCUCAACACAGCAGUGUACAACUGUUGCAGCAGCAGUAAGCAUUAGUGCCUGAUAAUGGUCUAAUUUCAUUCUGUUAAAAGGAGAAAAAUGUGCACAUCUAGAAACCUGACUUCUGUGGAAUUCAAGAGGUAGGGGGACCCGUCCUGGCUUCUGCUGAACGAGAGAUGGCUCUGCCAGGAAACCAGAUUUCACCCGCAUGCCCAGUCUUUUGACAAAUCAGAUACUAACUGGCUCAUCAGUUUGGAAACCGGCAAUAAAAUCUGCUUCCCAAUGA
Molecule: messenger RNA, 1738 nt
Organism: Lacerta agilis (Sand lizard)
Lineage: Eukaryota; Metazoa; Chordata; Lepidosauria; Squamata; Lacertidae
Product: protein FAM228B-like
Exons: 11
Coding region: 6-1232 (408 amino acids)
Source: RefSeq, a predicted model, not a curated record